UGGAUAUGUUCAGCCAGUAUAAAGUUAUUCCUAUUUCUACAAAUAUCCUAUAAAAACCAGUUCGAGACAGUAUCUGUAUUUCCCGGGCCACUUAAAGUACGUGAAGGCAGCAUCAGGCUGGUAGGGUUCCUCCUUUUUCUGUGAUUGGUCGAUCGUCCCGUCACUCACAUGUGUGAACAGGCAAUUCCAAAAACCGAGUCAUGUGUCCACUGGACCAAUCAGAGCGCCGCUUUAUUAUGACACCACGGGAUUCCGCGAAAUAGUUUCUUGGAGUUGAGAGAAGUGCAGCUCGCGGAGGACCGGGACAAGUUGACGCAUGUGUGGGAGCGAACAGAGGCGGAAUCACAGCGGACACAAUAGCUGCUCCCGGGGACGCUCCCGUUUAUCGAUCCGUCUGUCUGGAGAAAAGAAACGAUCAAGAGGAAGAAGAGGGAGGAAGAUCGACACGUCUGUUUCCUGGGGGGCUGUUUAUUUAUCCGCCUGCAGCAGAAGACGCAGCCUGAGCACAGUCACAUUGAAGCGGACACGUGUGGAUAGUUGACCACAUGUCUCCUGGGAGGACCGAUCGCAUCCGUGUUGUCCCGCUGUUGUUUUAAAACAGGGUCUACUUUCUGUAGAUGAACACCCAGGUUGCUUUCUCUCCGGUCGGAUCUGCUUCAGUGAUGUCAGAGGUCGACUUGUCCGCAGAGUGUGUCCCCACCGGCCGAGCCCCGGGGCGGACAGAGGACACGUUGAAAGAGAACCAGGAGAACAGGACGUUGCUGAUGGUGGCGAUGAUUUUAUUGGACUUGAACAAAUGUAACCCCGCUGCUGCCGGCAGGUGUCUCGGGGGCUCUGACGCCGGCCCACUGGAGAAGGUGGAGCGGGCCGGCUGCCGGCUGGGGACCGGGGACGGCCGGAGCUCGGUGGCACCCAAGCAGUCCCGGGACAAGGCUGCGAGGAGGCAGGAGUCUCCCGAGAAGAGACACUGCUGCCCCUUCACCGGCUGCGGGAAGGUGUACGGGAAGUCGUCCCACCUCAAAGCCCAUCUCAGGGUCCACACCGGUAAGUGAGGGGCCAGGGGACACGCCUACGACAGCACCGGGCCCACAGAGAGCCGCUCUGCGUCACUUUCACCAGUGGCUCUCGUCUCACGCUGACGUCACAGUCAGAACGUGAAAUAGCACGGACAAUAGGAGUGACAUCACACUGCGAGAGACUGAAAUAACAGUUAUGACGUCAUGAAAAGUCCUACGUUUAAUGUUAUAGACCAGGACUGCAGCCUGUGUGUAUAU
Paralichthys olivaceus (Japanese flounder) is the source of this 1274-nucleotide messenger RNA. The record is from RefSeq and is a predicted model, not a curated record. Lineage: Eukaryota; Metazoa; Chordata; Actinopteri; Pleuronectiformes; Paralichthyidae.